AUGCCCAUCCCCUCUCCCUGCCGUGCCCUCGGGACCAUCCAGGCCCUGCUCUGGCGGCUGCAGUGGGACCAGGAGCUGGUGUCGGUGGAGCGCAAGCGUGGCUGGGACGCGCUCCUCUCUGCUGACACCCACCACUACGCGGUGGGGCUGCUGGCCAGGGAGAUGCGCCGUGUGUUGAUCCCCUCCUAUGGCCCACUGGCAAGGCACCUGCUGGGGCUGCUCAGCAGGGAGGGCCUCCGCUGGGAGCUGCCUGCCCUGGCCUUCCUUGUCGAGGUCCUUGACUAUCUGGACGGCAGCACCUGUCACGACAGUGUCCUGCAGAUCCUGGCAAGGCACCUGCAGAGCCAGUGCCCAGAGAGGCGGCGCCUGGCUCUGCGAGGGCUCCUGGUGCUCAGCGUGGAGCCCUCGAUGGCCAAAGGCAUCUGCAGCCUGUCUGAGCACCUCCUGGAGCUGCUGCGUGAUGGAGAUGGAGAGUUGGUCGCCAUGACCCUCUCCUUGUUCCGGAAUGCGCUCCAGGAUGGAGACAACAGUGACGGGUUCAGCUCCACUGCCCCGAGGCUGGCUGAGGCGCUCCGGCCAGUCUUUGACAACGACAACAGCCACGUGCAGCUGCUCUCCAUUCGCCUCUUCCGAGAGGUGAUGGAGUUGCUGGCGGAAGAGGGAACAGAGCCCUGGGAGAUGCAGGUGCGCCAGAGCCUGGUCCCACUGUACUUCCGCUGGCACGACGAGAACCAGCGCGUGGCAGAGGCCGCUCGGGAAACGCUGCUCUGGGCUGCAAGCUUCCUCCAGAGGAAGGACCUGGAGCAGCUGCUGAAGACAGAGCAGCCCUUCAGGUUCUGCGAUUGCCUGAUGGAAAAGGACAUGAGCCAAAGGGGCGAGCACCUGCACCAGGCCCUGCCCUACCUGCAGAGCCCACAGGAGCCCCUGCGAGAGGCGGCCGUCAGAUUCAUGGGGGUGGCCGGCUGGCACAUGAGGGAGCAGCCGCAAGACCUGUGGCCCAUCCUCAAAGCCCUUACAGCCAUGAGCGAGGACGACUGCCCCUCCGUCUCCACCAUGAGAGCUGCACUCAUGGCCACUUACAGCCGUGCCGUGAGAACUCCACCUGCUCCGCUGAGACGACCAAUGUCCCUGCAACAGCCCCCCACCACAGCCCAGGGACCACUUCUCAGCGCGGCUGCAGCUCCAGCUCCAGCUGAUGCUGGGCCCAACUGAACCAGCCCAGAAGGCCAGGCAGCUCCCGGCCUCUGUAGCCCCAUGGACGGCUCCCUCCUUCCAUUCCCUUCUCCUGACCCCACUUCAUCCCUCCCCUUGCCCUGAUGUUAAUAAACCCUGGCUUUCUCCCCUUA
Messenger RNA from Corapipo altera (White-ruffed manakin), 1346 nucleotides. Its product is annotated as maestro heat-like repeat-containing protein family member 6. Gene Ontology annotation, cellular component: cytoplasm. NCBI's taxonomy places the organism in Eukaryota, Metazoa, Chordata, Aves, Passeriformes, Pipridae. Bases 1 to 1212 code for a protein of 403 amino acids. The record is from RefSeq and is a predicted model, not a curated record. The transcript is spliced from 10 exons.